UGACACCAGAGCUAGGCUCGGUUACUACAUCUUGCAAGGUUCUCGAAGCAGAAAAAAAGAAAAAGGCAAGAAAAACGCCACCAGCUUGUGAGUAGCCUUUUCUGAAUAUCUAUAUAAAUGGCAUUCUUCUCUCCUGCAGGUGCCUCAGUCCUAUUUUCACGCUUCUCACGAGUUUUUUCAACCACUAGCUCACCAUCCUUCCUAUCCUUAGCACCCGAAGGAACUGCCUCGUCCCGCGUUAUGGCAUCGGAAAACAGCACACAGAUGGCCACAUUGGCAGCUGGCUGCUUCUGGGGUGUCGAACAUCUUUUUCGGAAACAUUUCGGUCAUGGUAAAGGUCUUCUCGACGCAAAGGUCGGCUAUGCUGGAGGGCAGGCGGAUAACCCGACAUAUAAAGUUGUAUGCUCGGGGACGACUGGCCAUGCUGAAUCUCUCCAAAUAACCUUCGACCCAUCCGUCGUCAGCUACAAACAACUUAUCGAAUUCUUCUACCGCAUGCACGAUCCCACUACUGCAAACCGCCAGGGUCCUGAUGUCGGAACCCAGUACCGUAGUGUCAUUUUCACGCACAGCGACGAGCAGGAUAAGAUCGCCAAGGAUAUCACCGAGAAAGUUGGCAAGCAGUGGUUCCCGGGAAAGCCGAUCACGACACAGAUCAUUCCUAUUGGGAAGUGGUGGGAUGCGGAGGAGUAUCAUCAGUUAUAUCUGAAUAAGAAUCCAUCGGGAUAUGAAUGUCCUUCUCACUUUGUGAGAAAUUUCCCGCCCCUUUCGGAAUGACUAUCUUCUAGCAAAAUAUAAGUAGGCAGUUACUGGUGAUAAUAUAUACACUGUCCAGACAUGAGAUGAAUAUGGACAUGAACCUGGAUUAAUAGAAGCUGUGUCUCACGAUGGUUUUUUUUUUUUUUUUUUCGCUUUAUAUAGUUUGUAUUAUCAAGAAAUACUAUGUGAACUACAUUCUUUCAUAU
Molecule: messenger RNA, 965 nt
Organism: Monascus purpureus
Lineage: Eukaryota; Fungi; Ascomycota; Eurotiomycetes; Eurotiales; Aspergillaceae
Source: the annotation of a GenBank genome assembly